This is a messenger RNA of Chlamydomonas reinhardtii, 1863 nucleotides long. RefSeq lists its product as uncharacterized. The transcript is spliced from 6 exons. NCBI's taxonomy places the organism in Eukaryota, Viridiplantae, Chlorophyta, Chlorophyceae, Chlamydomonadales, Chlamydomonadaceae. The record is from RefSeq and is a predicted model, not a curated record. Bases 450 to 1841 code for a protein of 463 amino acids.
GAAGUAUCUGGGCAACCUUUGGCUCAAGGCCCGGUCAAGUGCAUCUCUUACGCUGAGCGCGUCACAGACGAAGAGAUCAUGAGAAGGCCUGACUGCGACGACCUGUGACCGCGUGCCCAUCUUGCUUCGCGAUUGCGUCAUCGUACUUCGUGCCCUUUCGCCAAAAAUGCCUUUGCCAAUACAUCAUCUUGUACUUUAGAGGCCUUUAGGCCUGUAGCCUGCCUGCCGCUCGCUGGCCAUGCUCGACGACAGGCCGCGACUUAUUUACCAUGUUCUGGGGCGCAGAUGCCCAUUGAGUGUCAUUAUGAUCUACGCAGAACGAUUUAUCCGUUCGAUUGGAAUCCUGUCCAUGCAAACGCCGCUAUAAAAGCGGCAGAAGUUACACAGUACCCGCCCCCCGGGGCUCGCAAAAAGUGCGAGAGUGGAUGAUACAAACUGCUUGAAUAGCGAUGGACGCCGUGGCAGCCAAAAACGCGUCGAACUGGCUGAGACUGGCAUUCCAUGCUCUGACUUGCCCCGACGGCCAGGCCUGUCCGAUCAAAGAGCUCUGCGUAGUUGGGAAGUCGGUAUUGAAGCAGAUUUGCUUGGCAGAGCAAGAUAUCUCGACGCCGACGCGACCGACCUCAUCAGUGCGCAAACUUCUGCUGCACUGGCUGCGCUGUGAGGACCAUGCGGGCUGCCCUCUGUGCUCGGACGUGUGGCGAGAGCUCUCCUCACCCGCCGCUGCUGCCGUCGCCAUCGCCGCCGCCGCCGCUGGUGGCGACGGCGGCAACAAGUUUGGCGGCGUUGCAGCCGUGGAGCCGGCGGCAGCGGCAGCCGCUGCCGCCCCUAGCGGCCAGCAGCCGCAGCAGCCGGCAGAACAGCAGCAACAGGAUCACCAGCAGCAUCGGGAAUCCCACGAUGUGCGGUGGCACCGCGGCACGUCAGCAGUAGCAGCUGGCAGCACUGAGAGCAGCGGGAGCAUGAUGGACGAGGAGCGGCAGGAGGAGGAGGAGCGGGAAGUCGCAGGAGCGGCGGCGGCGGCGGUCGCCGUGUUCGGCCGUGGCGAUGGCAAUGGCAACGGCGGUAGCAGCACCACUAGCACCACCAGCGGUGGAGGUGGCGGAGGUGGUGGUGGUGGUGCUGCUGAUGGUGAUGCUCCUGCUGGAGCACCUUAUAAUUUUGCUAGUGGAUUGUACCAGCCACUGCAAGGUUCGCACAGCCCAAACUCUCAGCAGGCAUACCAGCAGCUGCAGCCACAGCAACAGCAGCCGCAGCAGCAGAAGCUGCAGCUGCAGCUGAGGGAGGCCGCGGGCUACCUGCGCUACUUGCUACACUGCCUUGUCGUGCGGAGCUUGACACCGAACGAGCCGCACCGGCAGUUGGGUCGGCGCUUUUGGCAAGAUAUUCUGAUGCCGCCACCCACGCCGCCGCCGGAGGCUGCUGCAGCGACAGCUGCUGACGGCACUGGCGCCGGGGCGCAGGAGCAGCAUAAGCAGCAAGGGGCACCCCUGGAGAAGCGUGCUGUGGUAGCUGCGAUGGUAGCUGGGGCUGGCGGCGGCGAAGACAACAGCAUGAGUGGCGGCCGCGGCGGCGGCGGCAGCAACACUGCGGCACUGGCAGCGGCGACAGCGGGCCCCGGCCAACGGCACUCCGGCAGCCGCCAACUGCUGGUGCACCGCCUGUCAUGCGCGGACCGAGGCUGCGCGGUGUGCAGUCACACGUGCGAGCUGUUCCGCCGUGGCCUGGCUGUGCAGCCCGAACACUUCCCGCCGGCGCCGGCGCCGCAACUGGUGGAGGGAGGCGCACUGGACGCGCUGGUGGAGGAGCUGAGCAGGUCGGUCGCGUUGAUCAACCUGUGAAUGGUGGCGGCGCGGUGGCGAC